Messenger RNA from Rhizopus microsporus ATCC 52813, 513 nucleotides. RefSeq lists its product as uncharacterized. Lineage: Eukaryota; Fungi; Mucoromycota; Mucoromycetes; Mucorales; Rhizopodaceae. The transcript has a single exon. The annotation marks the transcript as partial. The record is from RefSeq and is a predicted model, not a curated record.
GUAAGACAGGAGUGUACCUGUGAUCUGCAAAGGCGAAGAUAUAUUGAUAAAUUAUGCUCCAAUGAACGUCGAUACGUUAUAAGCUCUGAUAACUCACAGCAUAUUAUGUUUAUUGGUGAUAAAGGCUACUGUGUUGAUUCUACAAUCAAAGGGCAUUUGAAAUAUGAAGAUCAGUGGAAGUCAAGAAAGAACAGCUUGUACACUUCUGUAUGUAUUACUAACGAACAUAACACCUCACAAACUUGCCUUUUUUGCUUCAAGAAGCUCCAGCAUCCUUUGCGCGUUACAGGAAACGUCAAGCUGAAAAUUGUGAGCGGCACAUUUCAAUGUAUCAAUCUGGAGUGCACUUCUGUUCUCGCAGAUAUGGCCACCCAUGCUCGUGACAGUUUAAGUGCUAUGGCCAUAGACUUAUCUGGCCUCGCAACACUUCUUUUCGGGGCUACAUUCCUUCAGUUUGAUCCAAAACUACAGAAUUUGAACAUCCCGCCGCUACUCUCUGAAAAAGAAACGUAG